Molecule: messenger RNA, 1219 nt
Organism: Aplysia californica (California sea hare)
Lineage: Eukaryota; Metazoa; Mollusca; Gastropoda; Aplysiida; Aplysiidae
Source: RefSeq, a predicted model, not a curated record
AUCGAACACUAGCUAACAGUAACAGUCAUGUAUUUUAUUUUUCUGUACAAAAGUCACCCUUGGCUUGUAAUUCACUUUCAAGAUGAAGAUAAUAAUGAUAAUACUGCAUGUAAAGAUCUAUAUAAAACAAACCGCUUCGUCUGACCCUUCCACUUCCAGGUCUUUAUAUGCACGUGGUACCGCCAAGACGGCCAGGGGGUGGGGUGGGGGAAUACAAAUACAUCAUGUAUGUACGGGAGGACUCACGUAAAGAGCGACCACUAUUAAAUCUGGAUUAUACUCAAUGGCUUCCAAAAUCAUAAUAAAAGACCGAAAGCCACUGUUAUAUUAUCUGGUCCUGACAAAAUUACAAUUUCCCAUUUUCAUAAAUAAAUGCGCUGAAAUGUCUUAGGCCUAAAUCUAGACAUUUUUUCAACUUACUAAAAUCAUGUAUUACGUCAGCAGGUCAUGGGCUCACAAAAUGGCGGCAAUGAUUGAGUCCCAGCCCUCAAAGGACUGCGGUAAAGGCGAGGAACACAAGGCUUGAGCCAAUUGUUCUGGCACUGCUUUCAACUUGCUACACAUAGAUCUACUAAAAAGCCCACCACUCAUCACACACACGUGAAAUAAUGGCAGACCCGAUGUGUUUUCUGAUCAAGGCCGGGCUGGCUCGGCCGGGUCUAUGCGAGGCGGGAACAGCUCUGAUGGCGCUCCAAAAGGACAAGGUUGAGCUGAGGAGUCGUGCCCGCACCAAGGUGUCCCCUCUCAGCAUUCACGCUCUACAGAAACAGCGGAAGGCCAUGGAAGCCAAUAGGUCGGCCAACCUGAGGCUGUCUAGGAACCUGCACAGAACCCAGCAACCACAGGAGGGAGAAGCACCUAACAGUAGACCGACUACGUCAGAACUCCAACUCAUCAAAUCCAUUCAACCAAACUCCGAGACAGGUAUAAAAAAACUCAAGCAAACUACGUCACGGGGGCGCAUGCCUGCUGCGGCCAUCCAUGGGUUCCGGUAUCACUCCAAUGGCGAGGAGCGUCGCAUGACGCAUAGCAACAAGCAGCAGACGACCCCAGACAGCGGUACAGAGAGUGUGCACCAGGUGAAUGUCACCGACAAGCUGAGGGAAGCCAAGACGCACUGUCUCGUGUCCGCCAUGUUGCACUCGCGUGACCAGAUGGGAUCUUACUACUGCAACCCAUUCCUAGCGGAUCUUUUCUGGCGAGACCCAUUGGAGCCAAG